AUGCCAAUUGGCAGUUGCACAGUAUCAAGUGCCCUGAGGAGGGUGUCCCUCAGUCACGAAACACAUCCAUGCAGAAGAUUCCUGACGUCUCAAUUUCGCAGUCUUCAGGAAACUGGAGCACCAGUUGACAUCCAUCCCGAGGUGGAAGAGGCACUUAGCCAUAACAAACCGGUAGUAGCCCUCGAGUCCACCAUCAUCACUCAUGGAAUGCCAUACCCCACUUCUAUCGACAUGGCACGGUCGGUGGAGAAUACCGUCAGGUCUACAGGGUGUAUCCCUGCAACCAUAGGAAUUAUAGAUGGUCGCGUAAAGAUCGGUUUAGAGCCUAGUCAACUUGAACGGCUGGCAAGCCGCAGCGGUAACCCGUUGAAAAUAUCCAGGCGAGACAUAAGUGCUGCCAUCGUAUCCGAGAGGGAUGGCGGCACUACCUGUAGUUCAACUCUCAUAUUUGCUGCACUGGCUGGAAUUAGGGUCUUUGCCACUGGAGGUCUGGGUGGCGUGCAUCGAGGAGGAGAGAAUACAUUGGAUGUCUCGGCCGACUUGCACGAGCUCACUCGUUGUUCUGUAGGACUGGUGUGUGCCGGGGUCAAAUCAAUACUGGAUAUUGGGAGGACACUUGAAUACCUUGAAACACUUGGGGUGCCGGUUAUAUCCUAUAGAGAAACCAAAGACUUUCCUGCGUUCUAUAGUCGGAAAAGUGGCCACCAGGCGCCAUGGAAUGUCACCAAUGCUAUUGAUGCAGCUCGAGUACUUUACACACAUCGGCAAUUAGGAAUGACAAAUGGAGCACUAUUCGCGGUUCCAAUCCCCGAGAAGUAUGAAGCCAAUGGUGCUGUCAUACAGGAGGCCGUAGAGCUUGCAGUGCGUGAGUCGGAGGAGUCUGGAAUAUCAAAGCUUGGGAAAGAGGUUACACCCUGGCUGCUUAAACGUGUGGGUGAGCUCACACAAGGGAGAUCAUUGGAAAGCAACGUUGCUUUAGUUCGGAACACUGCUUUAAUUGGCGGACAGAUUGCACGAGAAUACGCCAACCUAGCCUGGGAAAAUGAGCAAACUGACGUACGUUCCCUGCCGUCAGUGCCCAUCGUGAUGCUCAAUAUAUCUAGCUUCAUACACACCGGACCCUCGGAGGCUUUGAAUGAUGAAAAGGCAUCUAUAGUAGUGGUCGGAUGUGCUGCUGUGGAUAUUACAUCGAAAGUCCAGCAGACACCGACUUUCUCACAGAAGACCACCCACCCGGGAAAACUCACUUUAACUCUCGGGGGUGUGGCUCGUAAUAUCGCAGAAGCCGCACACAGGGUUUUGGCUGGGUCCAAAAACCAAAAUGCCGCCACUCUUCUUAUGGCACCGGUUGGCGAGGAUAUCUUUGGUAGACUCAUUACGGAUUUGACACGAUCCAUGGGCAUGAGAACAGAUGGAUUAUCAUUAGUUCCAGGUCAGCAAAGUGCCGUUUGCAAUGUUCUUCUUGACGCUCAAGGGGGACUUGAGACCGGUAUCGCGGAUAUGGAUCUUUCACAAUUGUGGAAAGGGUCGGAGGUUUUCUCAGUCUUGCGUCAUCACCGUCCGCGGCUUCUUGUUCUUGAUGGUAACAUUUCUUCAGAAACAAUGAGUGCGUGCUACUUAUUUUGCAGUGUUCGUCUUUUAUUCACUCUUUCCAGCGAGCCUACUUCUGUCACAAAAUCCACCCGAAUUCUUCCAGCGAUAGCCGCUAACCUCGGUCGGACGCCACGAUCCCUCAUCUCAUACGCCUCCCCUAACCUCCUGGAACUCGGCCACUUGUAUGAGGAAGCACGUACUACAUUCGACCUCAUGUCCCACGACCACUGGUGGCGAGUCAUCGACGGUUUUUCCCUGGGUUCUAGCUUCCGAAUGGAACUAGACCAAUUAGGAAGAGCGCCAGUCUCCGAUAAAGCUCCCGAACUGGGCGACUUAUCUUUCCUUGUCAACAAGGGCGUUGUUCAAAUGGCUAUCAACCUCUUGCCCUUCUUUCAGCACCUCGUAAUCAAGUGCGGGGAACAUGGGGUAGUAGUCGUAAUGCGACUUGGGGACGCAAACGUUGGCAAUUGGUCGAUGGAGCGCAGCAAUCUGCAAGGCAGAUAUAUUGUUGCUCACUCGCAAGUUUCAGCCGAAACAAUUGUCGUACAACAUUUCCCCCCAAUACAUAUUCCGCCAGGCACAGUGGUGAAUACCACUGGGGCAGGGGAUACAUUGGUCGGGACACUGCUGGCAAUGCUGGUCCGAAACCCCAAAACGUUCCUGGACGUCGUGGCUCUAAGGAAUGCCAUAGAUAUUUCUCAGCAGGCUGCCACAUUGACACUGCAGAGUUCCUCUGCAGUAUCCCCAUUACUUUCAUCGCUAUCAAUGCAACCUCUGCAGUGA
Messenger RNA from Pisolithus orientalis, 2376 nucleotides. Its product is annotated as indigoidine synthase A-like protein. The record is from RefSeq and is a predicted model, not a curated record. The transcript is spliced from 13 exons. NCBI's taxonomy places the organism in Eukaryota, Fungi, Basidiomycota, Agaricomycetes, Boletales, Pisolithaceae. Gene Ontology annotation, molecular function: pseudouridylate synthase activity. The coding region runs from base 1 to 2376 and encodes 791 amino acids.